AUGGCCAAGGCCUGUGCGGUUGCCGGGAGGCCCGCCAUCCUCGAGCGCAUCACCCAAUGGGAAGGUGUGGUCAAUACCCUGAAGGCAGCCAUUGCGGUGGCGACCUGGGACGACCCACAGGUGCUCUUGCGAGAGAUGGAAGGAUGCCGCCUACCCCUGGCGAAUAUCGUCGAGCCGAUGCUGGGUGGUGGCAAUGCUGAAGGGGCAUACGACACGCUCGCGGAGGUCUACAAGAACACGCCCGAUGGGUUUUUGGCAAUGUGCCCCUACCCGCCGGGAGGCGAUGUCGACCUGCUGAUCGUAUCAGACUCAUCACUUGCUCUGGUACCUGACCCCAACGCAGGGAAGGCUUCGUGUUUUUCCGGAGGCGAUCUUCUGAAGCCCUGGGGAGACAUCCGUGGCAUAUAUACCAAAAUGUUGUGGGGCAAAGGUUUGAACCAUAUGGUCCAGUAUAUCCCCGAGGCCAUCGAUGACAUCGAGUCCACCAAUCGUGCACAUGGUCGCCCGGUUUUGCCGGUGUUGGUCAUCGUGGGGUGGGCCGGCAAUGAUGUGUUUGGCGAAGGGGGUUACAGAGGUGUCCAUUGGAUCCACAGGGCUGCCUACAACAAGCCUGCUGCCGACCGGGAGGUCACGGCCAACUGGUGUGAGCGGCAAAAGGCAAGGGUCGAGUGGUCCGUCAACGAACUGGGCCAGCUCAAACGUGAUGAGCCCCGGAUCCUGGACAUCGUGGUCGUUGGGAACGCUGACGCGGAAAUCUUUGCUCUCCCAUCGGCCUACAAUGAGACCAUGCGUGUCCACAUCAGGGCACUGCGAGAGGACCAUGGUAUUCAAACUCUGGACACCACCUUGAUGCUUGCCAGAACUGUGAGAUAUGACAAGGUGCAUUUGGAAGACGACGUCAUCAACCGGAAGUAUGUCACCAACUUCCUCCAGGCCGUCGCUGAUUGCCACCUUGCCUACCUCAAGCUCAUCAGCGUCGACGAUCACUUGAGGACACUCCCAAGAAUCGACGAUCUCCAGGAGCAGAAGAACUACCCGAACCUCACCAUCCUCAAGGCCGCAUACCAGCUUGAAAUCGAUUCGAAUGUAUCCUCCCCAAAAGAUCUUCCUCAGCGACCUGAUCCUGAGAAGCUCAUGUUGGAGGCAGACGUCGAGAUUUUCAACUGGGUGCUUCAAGCUGAGGAGAGCGCCACAGCCUCUGCCGACCGGGAGGUCGAGUCCUGGAUGCGAGACAUUCCUGAAGAGGACCAGGCAUUGGAACCCAUGCACAAUGACAACGCUGAUUCGGACGAUGAGGCUGUCAAAGUUCAGGCCCUCACUAUGGAUGAUCGAAUUUUGGCGAGGCGAAAAGGCCUGUCAGAGGAGCACGACCAAGAAUGGCAAGAUGCCACCUAUGCGGCCGAGGAUGAAGACGAGGAUUUCAAAGGGUGGGACCUCAUCGAGGAUGACAAACGCCCGCCGGGAGUCGUGGCCAGUGACCCAGUACAUGAAGAGGAAAAGGAGCUGGACCUUGACGACCUCGAGACGGUGGCUUCGGUGGAGAUUGUCGAUGAAGAGGAGUUCCACGACGCUGAGGAGGGGCAGGCCGAGCCGAUCGAUGAUGAUGACGAUGAUGACAUGGCCGUGAUCGACAAGGUCUCUUCUAUGCAGGCCUCGAAGUCUGAUGCACGGGGGGACCCGGAGCCCAUGGAUGUUGAUGAUCAGGGCAACAAGAUGGUCCAGAGUACGGCAUCAGCAAAGACGUGGAAGACUGAGAUGGCUCAGAGCACCUCAUCUGCAAAGACAUGGCGAACGGACACAACUGCAGCUGCGUCGGCGGGAGCCACGCCUCCUGACCCGACUUCCAAGCUCAAGCCCAAGAAGAAGGCCAUGCCAAAGAGACUGAAGGUUGUGGAUGAGGGACAUGGGCCAAGUGCUGAGCAGUUUGACAUGUCGAAAUUUGCCACAGCACAGGAUCUGGUUUGGAUUGAGCCGGACAACAUGGCAGGAGUUCCUGUGCGCAAGGUGGACUACGGAAGGACUGAUUUGUCAAUGGACUUCAAGGCAUUGGUGAGGCAUCUCCAAGGUGAACGGCUUGUCGUCCGGAAAGCUCAGGUGGACGCCAGUGAGGAUCAGGGCCAUUCAGGGUCAUCGGCCUUUCUCGUGGAGCAAGGGGGGAUGUCAAGCAUGAUCAAAACGAUGUUCACUUUUGAUGAGAACUUCGACCAGACCAAGAUUGACGACCCAUCGGUCCACCCCGCUUUCUCCGCGAUGCCGGAAGACUGGAUCUCGAACCAGCCGAUGAUCAACGCCUUUGAUAUGCGUUCGGGCGAAUUUUUCUAUAUCAACAGGGCUUAUGUCAACCAUCGGAAGGCUUACCAGGAAGUCCUCAAGGAGGCCAAGGCCGAGUUUGAUCCGACGGAUGUUCUCAUGAGCCGCAUGGAGAUGUUGAUGGAAAAUGCCCAGUUGAACUUUGAAGGCAUCAAAGAGCGCAUUGAGUUUGGCAAGCUCCUCCCCUUUUCCAGGCGUGAAGACAUUGAGGUCGAAAAGAGCACUGCCACCCGGGAGGGUGAGCCGGCAUCAGGUUCUCAGCUGGUGUCCGGCUACACCGUUGGAAAGAUGGCCGCCAUGACAAGCACGGAUGCAUGUGGCUUCCAACGUCGUGGACGGAAUGGACCCGGUGGUGGAAAUUGGAGCCGAGGGCAAGGUCGACACGGAUUUGAGUUGCAAUUCAAGGACAUCUCCUACAACCAGAUCCAAGACACGCCUCAGGUACGCUGUAGCCAUCCGAUCUGCGGAUAUCUGAUGAUGGAUGGGCAUUUGAAAUGCCCGCGCUGCUUCCGGCAGAUGGAACCCGUGACCGAUGCCAACAUCGCCACGGAAGUUGCCCGCCGGGAGGCGAUGGCCCGUACCAGAGGAGUGCCCUUUUCCAUGGACAAGGUGAUCUUCAACCACCCGCGAAGAGGCAGAGUAGCCAGGCAGCCGGAGAAGGGAUCAUCGUCUUCUUCGACAGCCGUCCGGACCAGAAGCACCUAUGGCAACUUGAGAGACAUGGCCAAAAACUACGUCAGAUCUUUCAAGAAAAGGGGCUUCAAGGACCUUGUUGACCGACUCGUCCGCGACCCGUUCUUUCAGUUCAAUGCGGCGAAUCAAAACUUGGUGCCAGAGGCCUUGCUCUUCAUUGAGCGUUUGGCUGGCUGCGUGAGCCCGACCAUUGAGCGCACCAAAGCUCAGGUUCUUGGUGAAAAGCUUGAGAUGGCCACCAAGUUGAUCUUUGUGCCAUCGUCGGAGCGGGAGCCCGACCAACCCUUGGAUCUUCACACCGAGGUGUUUGUGUCGCAUCGGGGCGUCUUUCUCGACAUUGGCCAAUUCGCAGUCUAUGUGGCGAAGUUCAUCAAGCCAAGGCAAAGGCCUCUACCCAUUGUUUAUGGAUGGGGCAACCGUGACUUUGUGCCUGAUGCUUCGGAUGCCAAGGAGAUCGCGAAGGAAUUGGUGGAGUUCAGCAAGCUGCAAUGGUCGAACUUUGCCUCCCAACAGACGCACAAGGAAUCUGAAACCACCGGCGACGACCGGGAGGUCAGUCUUCCUCAUGCAAGUGCAGCCAUCAGCCGACCUGAACAUGAACGACCCCAUCACGAGCAAUUUGAGCCAAAUCUUGGCAAGCCUGCUCGCGGCGGUCCUUACGGCCAGGGCGGUGGUGGAAAAGGUCAUCACAAAGGUGGAGGACAGACCAAAGGAAAGGGACAGCAGAAGGGGAAGGGCAAGCAAGGCCGAAGCCCACCGGGAGGUGUGGCCUACGGUGACUUUGAAGGAGAUUCCUACUGGGUUCAGGGCUACCGCUACACGUGGUACUGGAAUCAACAGCGAGGAGGCGUCGAGUCUCAACAACGGCAGGUCACCGAAGUGGCACGGCGCAAGGCGCUGCGCGAGUAUCUCAGAGACUUGGCGGUCUGCAUGGUCGCAGCGAAGCCAGAGAUCAGCGAUGCGCAGAUGAGAAGACCAUGGGGUAACUGUCCUGGAUCGCUGCUUCCAACGCAGCCCUGGGCCGUUGACCGCGGCUGGGCUGUGAGCAUUCCCGGCUUUCAGGCGGCCAUGCAGCUCUUCAUCCGAGACCUCCGGGGUUCCACGGUGACCCUGGAGGUGGAACAACAGCAACAGGUACGUCAGCUGAAGGAGCAAUUGGUGGCACUUUCCGAUGUUCCAAGCAGCGAGCAAUGCCUCCUCUUUGGUGGUCGUUCCUUAACGGAUCUUGAGACCCUCGCUGAAUGCGGAGUGGAGGAGGGAUCCACUCUCUUCUUGAACUUGGAACUUUGCGGUGGUGGCAAGAAGCGAAAGAAGAAGACCUACACCAAGCCUAAGAAGAUCAAGCAUAAGAGGAAGAAGGUGAAGCUUGCGGUCUUGAAGUUCUACAAGGUGGACUCCAACGAUAAGGUGACCCGAUUGAGACGUGAAUGCCCUCAUGAAACUUGCGGCCCUGGGGUCUUUAUGGCCAUGCACUUCAAUCGCUACUACUGCGGCCGAUGCCACCUGACCUACCUCAUCAAGAAGGACCCCUUCGUGACCUCACUGGAUCGGGAAUCCCAAGGACGGCGCCUAGAGCAGCCGCGAGCUGACGACAAACGACGAGCUGAGUGGCGCGGGUUGGAAAAGUUCGGCGCCGAGCGGCGUGGUUCGGGACGGAUAUCCCCGGAUUCGCAAUGCCGCCGCCAUUUCCGGAACCGCUCUAAACAGCCGUUCCGGCGGCGGCGAGCCAACUUGUUGGCCACGGUGCCCGUUGUGAAAGGUUUGCCAGGAUUUCACGUGUGCACGGGCGCGCCCAGUAACUCCUGUUUUCUGGGCAUGAGACAAGCCAUGCAGCUCUUCAUCCGAGACCUCCGGGGUUCCACGGUGACCCUGGAGGUGGAACAACAGCAACAGGUACGUCAGCUGAAGGAGCAAUUGGUGGCACUCUCCGAAGUUCCCAGCAGCGAGCAAUGCCUCAUCUUCGCUGGUCGAUCCUUGUCGGAUCUGGAGACCCUUGCUGAAUGCGGAGUGGAGGAGGGAUCCACUCUCUUCUUGAACUUGGAACUUUGUGGUGGUGGAAAGAAGCGAAAGAAGAAGACCUACACCAAGCCCAAGAAGAUCAAGCACAAGAGGAAGAAGGUGAAGCUUGCGGUGUUGAAGUUCUACAAGGUCGACUCAAACGACAAGGUGACUCGAUUGAGACGCGAAUGUCCUCAUGAGACCUGCGGCCCUGGUGUCUUUAUGGCCAUGCACUUCAACCGCUACUACUGUGGCAAAUGUCACUUGACCUACCUGAUCAAGAAGGAAUAGAGGCCGAGACAUGGUCGGCGAGGG
This is a messenger RNA of Cladocopium goreaui, 5316 nucleotides long. NCBI's taxonomy places the organism in Eukaryota, Dinophyceae, Suessiales, Symbiodiniaceae. The record is from the annotation of a GenBank genome assembly.